GAAAAACGUGGCUCUUGUUACUGUCCACCCCAAACUCAUUCGUCCGUGUCAUGUGAUUCGAAGCGAAACUUUGCAGCAAAACAAGAAGACACAUCGAAAUCAUCAACCAAGUUGCACCUUCAUUUCUAGACGAGAUGAAGAUAGAAAAGCCGUCGUAUUUGACUCUGGCCGUCCUCACGGCCAUCAUUUUGCUGGUCCAUCCUUACAUCGCAGAGACUAACAACAAUCUACCAAGUUCUGGUCAUCUUCUUGAAAACACUCAAUCAGAAUCCACCUGGAUAGAUAACCGAAUCAACGCGGCUGCCAACAACACCUCGACGAUCAAAGAAAACGAAACAUCACACGCAACUUUCCCAAAUGUCCAAGAAAAAGAAGGUAAAACAGAAAGUACCGUUGUGACGUUUACAGACGCAACUGUCGCUGGACGGCAUGGCAGAAAUUAUGACUAUCAUCCCAGUCCGGUACACAUCGAUUUCAGUCCGAUCUUUUUGGCUAUCGUUCCAAUCGCGUUGUUCCUGGGCGCGGCUGCAGCUUUCGCACUGGCCACAGCUUCUUCAUCCAGUUCAUCGGCUGCGGCGGCCGCCCAGCAACAACAGCAACAGCAAGAGGCGGCUAAUAACAACAACAAUGCUAACAAUGCCAACAAUAAUAACAACAACGCUAUUUUGGCUGCACUGAUUGCCGCCAUCGUCCAGAAAGGCAGCCAUUCAUCGAAGGGACACAAGACCAUCAUCUACGCGUACAACGUGACUAAAGUUCACGAUCACGACUGGCGUCGAUCGUACGGCGAUUCAUUUAAAUUCUCCUUGCCGCGAAUCAAACCGAUGAGCCCUUUGCAUCGCAUGCGCAAAUAUUCCAAAGUCGAACCUUAAAAGAACAUCACUUUUUUCUGUACAUUUAAACGUAUUUUUUCCCCCUGUCCAAUUUUGGUUGGUAG
Messenger RNA from Daphnia carinata, 937 nucleotides. RefSeq names its product rho GTPase-activating protein gacU-like. The transcript is spliced from 2 exons. Bases 135 to 872 code for a protein of 245 amino acids. Lineage: Eukaryota; Metazoa; Arthropoda; Branchiopoda; Diplostraca; Daphniidae. The record is from RefSeq and is a predicted model, not a curated record.